GAGAGAUUGACGACUGACGUGUUUAUUUCACAAUUUUGUCUCUUACCUUUUUCUAAUUUGAGUAUUUCUUUGUACUAUUUAAUGCACACGGCAUAUAUUUUGUAAUAUUAGAGUAGCAUAAAAUUAAUUAACAUGUUUUAUACACAUUGUUUGGGUAUAUUAUUGUUAGUAUCUGGGUCAUUUGGCUUGUAUGACUCUUCUUCAGACGUUGUGGAGCUGACACCCAGUAAUUUUGAUAGAUUAGUUCUAAAAUCAGAUGAAGUAUGGAUAGUGGAGUUUUUCGCCCCCUGGUGCGGUCACUGUAAGAAUCUCGUACCUGAGUACAAAAAAGCAGCACGAGCUCUGAAGGGUAUAGUAAAGGUUGGUGCUGUAGAUGCCGAUGAGCACAAAAGUCUAGCUCAGAAAUAUGGAGUCACCGGAUUCCCAACAAUCAAGGUGUUCACAGGCAGCAAACACACUCCAUACCAAGGCCAAAGAACAGCAGACGCAUUUGUUGAUGCCGCCAUUAAGGCUGCUAAAGAGAAAGCCUAUGAUAAUCUUGGAAAGAAAUCAAGUGGCUCUUCAGAUAAGUCGGAUGUAAUAACUCUAACAGACAGCAACUUCAAAGAGCUAGUGCUGGACAGCGAGGAUAUGUGGCUGGUGGAAUUCUUCGCGCCAUGGUGUGGACACUGCAAGAACCUCGAGCCGCAUUGGGCGAAGGCUGCCACAGAACUGAAAGGGAAGGUAAAAUUGGGUGCCCUCGACGCGACAGUGCACCAAGCGAUGGCCUCCCGCUACCAAGUGCAAGGUUAUCCCACAAUCAAGCUGUUCCCAUCUGGCAAGAAGACUGCGGACUCUGCAGAGGAUUACAACGGUGGACGAACGUCCAGUGACAUUGUCUCGUGGGCGCUUGAUAAGUUGGCUGAGAAUGUACCACCACCAGAAAUCUUGCAGGUAGUGAACGAAGAUACAAUGAAGGGUUGCAGUGAGAAGCCGCUGUGUGUGGUGUCGAUCUUACCUCACAUCCUGGACUGUAACGCCGCGUGCCGCAAUGAGUACAUAUCCAUCCUGACCAGACUCGGCGACAAGUACAAGAACAAGAUGUGGGGUUGGGUGUGGUCUGAGGCUGGUGCCCAGCUUGGCUUAGAAGAGUCGCUGGAACUCGGUGGUUUCGGUUACCCUGCUAUGGCUGUUGUUAAUGCAAAGAAACUGAAGUUCUCAACACUGCGAGGCUCAUUCUCAGAGUCUGGCAUUAAUGAAUUCUUAAGAGAUUUGUCGUUCGGCCGCGGGCAGACCGCACCAGUGAAAGGCGCCGAGAUGCCCAAGAUAUCGACAACAGAACCCUGGGACGGCAAAGAUGGUGAACUGCCCCCAGAAGAAGACAUUGACCUAUCUGACGUAGAUUUGGAGAAGGAUGAGUUAUAAGUGUCACUUAUGAGGGCGCGCUAGUCUGUGUGUACGCUUAAUUUAUGUGAGAUGUUAAGAACUCUUCAUAGUGGAAUAAUAGGCAUAAUGAAUUUUUAAACUACCCACUAAUGACAUUAAAUCUUGCAAUAUAAAUGAUUUGUCACAAUUAAACUUUUGUGUCUUUUCUGUAUCCACCGUAGAUAAUGUAAAACUACGUUCUUGUGUAUGUAAUGUUUUCUUUUCAAUUUUCAGAAUUUUCUGAACCAUAAUUUAUGAUAUUAUGUGAGCCUGAUUUCUUAUAGUUCUCUAUCUGAAAUGAUUUAAUUUGAAUUUAAGAAGAGUUCUGCUGUACUGCUCUAAUAAUUAUUUUUCUAGACAAUAUAUGAUAAUAUUUGUUAGUAACAUAUCGUGUAAACAUCACAGGUGAUGCUGUUUUUGGUGCGUUAUUCAAUAAGUUGAGAUGAUGUAUGUAUGAUUUUUUAUGAAUGCUCAUAUAGAGAUAGCAAUUUCAACCAUAGUACCAUAAUUCUGCGAGUUAAUUCUUAAAUUGUCUAAAUGUAAAAAUAGUUUUAAUGAAUAUUUGUACUGAAUAUUUAAUUAAUGGCUGCGAAUCUUCCAUAAAUAUACCUAAUUUGUAUGCAUUUAUUCCAUGACAGCCAUUUGGAUAAUAUUAAAUAUAAAAAUUAAUUCUCAAUAAACUACUUUUAAUACAAA
Galleria mellonella (greater wax moth) is the source of this 2100-nucleotide messenger RNA. RefSeq names its product protein disulfide-isomerase A6 homolog (gene CaBP1). The record is from RefSeq and is a predicted model, not a curated record. Gene Ontology annotation, biological process: response to endoplasmic reticulum stress. Bases 133 to 1404 code for a protein of 423 amino acids. NCBI's taxonomy places the organism in Eukaryota, Metazoa, Arthropoda, Insecta, Lepidoptera, Pyralidae. Gene Ontology annotation, cellular component: endoplasmic reticulum lumen. The transcript is spliced from 8 exons. Gene Ontology annotation, molecular function: protein-disulfide reductase activity; protein disulfide isomerase activity.